AUGGUGACGAUGCCCCUGCUGCUGACGCCCGGGCUGCAGCGGCCGCUCCUCUGCAGGCUGCUGCGCCGCGCGGACCGCCUGGGGCCUCGCCGUCUCGUUCGCUACCUGACCACUGCGCUGCUGCCCCUCUGGGAUCGCCAUCUCCCACCGCUGAUGAUGAUUUUCCUCGACACGAUCCUCUGGAGGACUGGAGAGAACUUGCUGGCGCUGCUGGUGAUUUGCUCCAUGAGCCCUAUGGGGGACUUCCCCGGUUCGUUCGGUCGCUACGUCCGCGACCCCCUCAAACCUCAGCUGCGCGAGCAUAUGGCCACCAUGGGAGGUCGGCUGCAACGUGACUUGCUGCCGUUACCGUACCCUACCAUCGUGAAGACCGACGUCGUGCGCGACGGCGACGACCUUAGCGACCUGAACUGGGAGGCAUUCCACUGCAGGCUGGUUGUCACGGUGCUGGCGCUCAACUGGGACGCAGGCUUUCGCUCGCUGGACCUUGGCGGCCCUGGGCGCCGCCUGUACCUGGCGACGCGCAUCGAGACCAGCCUGCCUGCGGAGCUCAACUGGGAGGACCGCCUGAAGGACCGCAAGAUCGGCUACGGUGGCGCCGAGAUCACCGCGCCUCACAAGCUGACCCUGGAGCAGGUGCUGGACGGCUUACCGCCGCCUGGUGUUGCGGCCUCGAUUGAGGCGGCCGACGUCGCGACGGGCUUCGUGCGGGACGCAUUGCUGGACCCUGGGCUGGUGCUGCUGCCGCCUGCGCUGCGCCGCGCGGCGCCGACUUCGGCGCGGGUUUGGGCCCCGGAAGACGAGUGGCAUCGCAAUGCUGGGGCCCUUCAUGAGCGCGGGAUGGUCGGCCCGAUCUCCGCGUCUGACAUCGCGUGCCGGGAUGGGUCGCCGCUGCUGAUCGGAGCCUUCGGCGUUCCGAAGGACGGGAUGGUGAUGCCCGUGCUCAGGCUCAUCACCAAUCUGAUCCCGUCGAACGCCUGCCAGGAGUGCAUCGUUGGCGACACGCCCGAGAUGCCGACGAUGAGCCAGCUGAACGGCCUGGUCUUGACGGAGUCCGAGGACUUGCUGUGGAGCGGUGCCGACAGGAAGGCCUUCUUCUACGUCUUCCGUGCACCGCCGCCGCGGUGGCCGCACAUGGUGAUCGGGCCGCCCGUGCCGUCGCGCCUACUGGGCCUCAAGGACGGCGGCGCUACCCACAUCUGCCUGCGGGUAAUCGGCAUGGGCUGGAUCAGCGCGGCGGGGGUCACGACUCACCUGCAUCGCAACAUGCCGCGCCGCAGCGGCGCGGUGCCUCGCGGCCUGAGCCCCAGCUGCGAGAUUACCCGGCGCCGCCGCCUGCCGCUUGGCGCGGAGAAGCCCUGCCCGCCUGCUUGGAUGGCGUACAUCGAUAACUUAGAGAUCGCCGAGAUCGUCGACAAAUCUGAGGCCGACAAGUUACGCGGGACGGUCCCCGAGCUGCUGACUGACGCUCGAGUCUGCUACGAGGCAGCAGGGUCCCCUGGCCCCCCGGGCAAGGACCUGCACCGCGUGGUGCGCGCCACCACUCUGGGCGAGCUUGUUGAGGGUGUCCGUCGGCCGCCUGCAGGAUACAUCAAUGAGAUGGCCAGCCUCACGCUCUGGGUUCUGGGCAAGAGGCGAGCCAGCAUGCAAUUGAUACGUAUUCUUCUUGGGCGCUGGGCUCGCGUGCACUGCUCCCGCCGCCCGCUGGCCGCGAGCUUCGCUUACACCUGGAAGUGGCUCAACGACCCGCGCUGUGGAGGCCGCUUCAGCGUGAGCGUGAUCGAGGACUUGCUGAUGCGCCUAGCCCUGUCGGGGCUCUGCGUGGCCGACAUGACGCUUGAUGUCGAUCACCUGGUGACGGCGUCGGACGCGUCGGAGGCCGCUGGGGCCGCGGUGCACAGCACGGCGCUUACCGAGCGCGGCCGCGUCGUUGCGGGCAGGCGCCAGCGGCCCGCCAACGCCGCCUGCGAGGAGGAGACCGCCCUGAUCACCGUCUUUGAUGGUAUCGGUGGCGGACGCCGAGCCUUCGAGAUACUGGGCCUGGUACCAGCGGCGCACCUGUCGUUCGAGGUGGACCCGCAGGCGGUUCGCGUCGCGCGGCGCGCUUACCCUGGCACGCAGCACCUCGGAGAUGUUACAUUUGCUGACCCUGCUGCCCUGGCUGGUCUGCUGCGGGCCCGUGGCCGCAUCACCCGCGUGGUGGUCAUCGGCGGCUUCCCAUGCCAGAUCUACACGAGCUUGAACGUCGACCGCAAGGGCUCGUCGGACUCGCGCGCCUCGCUUGUCGAUCACAUGGUGAGGGUCAUCCGAGGCCUGCGGGCGGCCAUGCCCGAGGUGAGCGUUGACUUCCUUGGGGAAAAUGUGGCAUCAAUGGCAGAGUCCGACGCCCUUCACCUCCUCAGCGGGUUGUUCGAGCGGAUCCCUUUGGAGGUUGAGGCUGGGGACAUUGGCUGGGUGAGGCGUCCUCGUCUCUACUGGCCGUCCUGGGACCUGCUGCCGUCGUACGAAGCUAAGACGGUGAUGGUACUGACCAAGGACGGCGCCUCUCGCCGCCUGCGCCGCGUGUCGCUGGAGGUGGAGCGCCCGCCGCUCGAGGAGUGGCUGCCGGCUGGCGCGCGCGGCCCUGGAGCGGAGGGUGGCGAGCCCCUCCCUACGUUCGUUCGCUGGACGCCGCGCACGCAGCCGCGCCCCAGGCCCGCGGGCAUCGGGGAGUGCACGGCUGCUGAGCUGACGCGCUGGGAGGAGGCGGCCUUUGCGGCGCCGCCAUGCCAGUUCCGUGACAGGUGGUGCAUUCACUGGCCUGACGGACGGAUCGCGCCUCCUGACGCGGCGAUGAGGGAGAAGCUGAUGGGCUUCGCCGAAGGCCACACCGUGCCCUGCAUGACCAGCAGUGCGGCGAAUGCCGAGCCCAGCAAGUACGAGGGGCUGAGGCGUUCGCUGAUCGGCAACUCGUUCCAGUGCGAGGUGGUGGCGUGGCUGCUGGCGCACUGGGCUGUUGCGGCUGGGCUGCUGGUGGCGGCGCCGCCCUUCUCCGAGCUGCGCGAGAGCGCUCGGGCCUGGGCUGGCGGGCGGAAGCUGCGGGCUGGCGACGCCACCUCGCUGCGACGCAGCCGCGUGGAGGUCGACGCGGAGGUCCGCGACGAGCUGGUGGCCUGCAGCGCAGCCGCACCGGCCGAGCGGCAGCAGGCGGGCGAGGAACCCGCCGCAGCGGCGCCGGCGGCGGCCAACAGGCUCGUCUACGUCGGCCGCGGCUCAUGGCGCUGGGGCCUCACCCCGUCGUGUUUCGGCAACCCGUUCGCAGUGGGCCCGAGCUGCUCCUGCGAGGACCCGGUGGCGCUGUUUGCUGGAUGGCUGCGCAAGCAGCCCGAGCUGCUUCGCCGCCUGGAGGACCUGCGCGGUGCCAAGCUGGUCUGCCACUGUCAGUCCGCAGCAUGUCAUGCAGAUGUGCUGCUUGCAGAGCUGGCCAAACGCGAUGCUACGUCCUGGCGUGAUGCGGAUGUCUCGCGUAGGCUGGUGAUGGGCCUUGUGAUGGCGUGCCACAGCAAUGGUGCGGACCUCCGUGGCGACGGGAGCUCUGCGGAGCUCAGCAAAGUUUUCCCUCGGCAAGAGAUUGAUGCAGGUCUUUGGCAAUGGCGUGAGGCAGGACAGCUGGCGUGGGAUGUUCCUGAACAUAUCAAUGUACUGGAGUGCCAGGGCGCGCUGAUGAUGAUUCGAUGGCGUGCUCGAUCGUUGGGCCGACAGCAGCGAGUCUUCUUGCACCUCCUCGACAGCAUGGUCAACAUCGGUGCGCUCUCAAAGCGCCGCUCAAGCAGCAGUCAGCUCAACAAGGUUGUGCGCAGCUUCUCGGCCUGGGAGCUGGCGAUGGGCGCGCGGGCAGCAUUCGGGUUCACCUCAUCUGCUCGGAACCCCGCGGACGCGCCGUCGCGCCUGAAGGAAGGGGAAGCGGUCUAG
This is a messenger RNA of Prorocentrum cordatum, 3951 nucleotides long. NCBI's taxonomy places the organism in Eukaryota, Dinophyceae, Prorocentrales, Prorocentraceae. The record is from the annotation of a GenBank genome assembly.